AGAUAUACAUAUACUAACGGAUUGUGUAAUUUUGCGAAAUCAUGAUCACGAUCAGAUAUAUCGAAUUUUAUUCGAGCGAGAGAUCUUUGCUCAACAAGGGAAUUAUUAAGAGCACGAUUUAUCGAUAUUAUCAAUACAAUUUAUGAAAUAUUAUCGGAAUAUGCGACACACACACACACAUAUGCGCCGAGAUAAUAUCUUUUACAAUUAAUUACGAAAUGUGUAAAAUCCCAUCGUGCUAUGUAUGUAUGUAUCGUAGAUAAAAACGGAGAUAACACCGAAUAGCUCCUAUAAAAUAUAGAAUUUCACGCACUUUUCACUUGUCACCCAUCUUUCUGGCGAGCCCGAUCAGUGAGCGCGAUUUGUCAAAGAUGGUACGGCGUCUUCAUCUGCAGGGAUACGAGAGUUUUGUCAAAUAUGUAGACGAUCUGGGAACCGCGGAACAGGUGUAUGUACUUUACACCGGCACGAAGCUAUCCGAUACCGGCAAAAGCUGGUGUCCGGAUUGCGUGGAAGCUGAUCCAUUUAUUGAACAAGGUUUUGAAACGGCACCUGAAGGAACACAGUUAGUAAUAGUGGAAGUUGGGGACAGAUCAUUUUGGAAGGAUCGUGAUUGUCCAUUCAGAACAAAUCCUAUUACCAAGUUGAAAGUCUUGCCAACUCUAAUUAAAUGGAAUACUGAAAAACGUUUAGAGGGUGAUCAAUUGCUAAAACCUGAACUUAUUGAUAUGUUAAUCACAGAAGAUGAUUAAGUAUAAUACAUUUUUUUGUAUUUUAUAUAAAAAGUAUAUUGUACAUAUCACGUGAAUUAUAAAUAUUCUAU
Molecule: messenger RNA, 823 nt
Organism: Formica exsecta
Lineage: Eukaryota; Metazoa; Arthropoda; Insecta; Hymenoptera; Formicidae
Product: thioredoxin domain-containing protein 17-like
Exons: 3
Coding region: 372-752 (126 amino acids)
Cellular component (GO): cytosol
Molecular function (GO): protein-disulfide reductase [NAD(P)H] activity
Source: RefSeq, a predicted model, not a curated record